This is a messenger RNA of Ruditapes philippinarum (Manila clam), 1215 nucleotides long. RefSeq names its product replication factor C subunit 5-like. Bases 122 to 1120 code for a protein of 332 amino acids. Gene Ontology annotation, molecular function: ATP hydrolysis activity; ATP binding; DNA binding. Gene Ontology annotation, cellular component: nucleus; DNA replication factor C complex. Gene Ontology annotation, biological process: DNA repair; DNA-templated DNA replication. Lineage: Eukaryota; Metazoa; Mollusca; Bivalvia; Venerida; Veneridae. The transcript is spliced from 11 exons. The record is from RefSeq and is a predicted model, not a curated record.
AGCAGAAAUAAUACAGCGACAGCCAGAUAACAUUAAUUUCCCGCGAAUUUGGGAGCCAGUCGAAGAAAAUUUAGAAACACCUAUUAUUUAUCAAUUAAGGCAGUUUUGUAAGUGACAGAUCAUGUCGGAAAAGGAGAAAUCAAGUCCAAAUCUUCCCUGGGUAGAGAAGUACAGGCCAAAUAAUUUGGAUGAUCUUAUCUCUCACCAGGACAUCAUUUCAACUAUAAACAAGUUUGUAUCACAGAAUCGUCUGCCACAUUUACUGUUCUAUGGACCACCGGGUACUGGGAAAACCAGCACCAUUCUGGCUGUAGCAAAACAGAUGUAUACUCCUUCUGAGUUUCAUUCGAUGGUCCUUGAGUUAAAUGCAUCAGAUGAUAGAGGUAUAGGUAUUGUUCGAGGACAGAUUCUGAGUUUUGCCAGCACUAGGACAAUCUUCAAGAAGGGGUUUAAACUUGUGAUAUUAGAUGAGGCUGAUGCAAUGACCAGAGAUGCCCAGAACUCCCUUAGGAGAGUGAUAGAGAAGUUUACAGAUAAUGUCCGGUUUUGUAUAAUCUGUAAUUACCUGUCAAAGAUUAUACCAGCGUUACAAUCUAGAUGUACAAGGUUCCGGUUUGCUCCUCUGUCUACCGAACAGAUGGUACCGAGGCUCGAACAUGUUAUCAGAGCUGAAGGAGUAAAUAUAUCACCGGAUGGAAUGCAAGCUGUGGUUACACUGGCCAACGGUGAUAUGAGGAAAUCUCUAAAUAUAUUACAGAGUUGUUUCAUGGCAUAUGAUGAGAUCAGUGAAGAUAGUGUGUAUAUGUGUGUAGGACAUCCUCUACGGAAAGACAUUGAAAAUAUAAUGUACUGGAUAUUGAAUGAAAACUUUACCACUGCUUAUAACAAUUUAAUGAAUUUAAAAACAGCAAAGGGAUUGGCAUUACAAGAUAUUUUAACAGAAGUUCAUCAGUAUGUUCAUAAAGUGGAUUUGCCAAUGCAUGUUCGACUUCACCUCCUUGAGAAAAUGGCUGAAGUAGAAUACAGGCUGUCAUCAGGAACAAAUGAGAAGAUACAGUUAAGCUCACUAAUAGCAGCAUUUCAAGUAACUCGAGAUAUGAUCGUGGAGGAAGCCAAAUGAUCUGUGAACAAUGUUUGAUAUUUUAAAAUGCCUGUGAAGAUUUGAAAUAUUUGACUUGCCUGUACCAUCAGGAUACUGUAGGGUUAGGUUCUACA